AUGGCUCAACUUGUGACAAAUCCAAAAGCACGAGAACUUUUAAAAGAUCCUGAAACAGCUAUGCUCAUGAGAAUGAUGCAAGAACAACCAAAUAAUACAUCACUUUUAACUAAUUCAAAAUUAUUAAAAUUGAUUCAAACUGUAUUUGGAAUUGACAUUGGUACUGGAAAUGAAAAUGAUAAUGAUACUAAAAUGGAAACUGAUACAAAACCAACAACUACAAAAAAAGAAACAAAUACUUCAAUAUCAUCGAAACCAUCAACAACUACAACUACAAAUAAAACAAAUGAAUAA
Molecule: messenger RNA, 294 nt
Organism: Rotaria sordida
Lineage: Eukaryota; Metazoa; Rotifera; Eurotatoria; Philodinida; Philodinidae
Source: the annotation of a GenBank genome assembly